AUGGCGCGCCGGCUGCCCUGGAAGCAAAAGCAAAGCAGCCCAUCGCCCAAGCCCUCGGCCAAGCCCAGGCCCGACAGCCCCGUCGCGUCUCCAGAACAGCCAAGCCUCCCCGCGAGCACGCCGCCACCUCGCGCCUCGCCCACGCCGCAGCGACGUCGCGUCCACGGCUCUCCAGGCCUGUUUGAACUUCUUCGCAGCCCCUCGACGUCGCCGCCGCCAGAGCCGCCACCGGAGCAGCCCAUGAUCCCCUCCGACGACCGCUACCGCAUGGUCGAGGACGAAUUCCUGCACACGGCGCAGCGCUUCACCACGCACCUCCACCGCGCAGAGUACAACCGCCUCAAGGCCCGCGCCAAGAGCCAGCACGCCCUCACCAUCCGCGCCAUCGAGCGCCCCGUCGUCGGGCCCCAGACCGCCACGGCGCGCCUGCGCGACGCCGCCUUCAAGCGCGCCGCUCGCCAGCGCAAGGUCCUGACGCCGCGGCGGGCCCGACAGGCGGCCGAUGGCGAUGGCGAUGGCGAUGGCGAUGAUGAUGCGCCGUGGGUCGGCACCACCCUCCAGGGCCUGAUGGAGACCCCCCGCGGCGAGGCUCGCUGCAUAUCAUCGUCCUGCGCACCCGCGACUCACCCGACAACCCGCGCCGCUGCCGGCUACCAGCAGCCCACCGUCGCCGCCGCCGCCGCCCGGUCGACCCCCCGACGACAGACUCAGAAUUCCAAUGCAUCCCCUCUUCCUCCGCCAAGUCGGCGCAAUCUACCCGCCACGGUAGCAGACCAGGCUACAUUCCACGUUGACGCCCCUUCGCGGGGUAACGGCGUGCGAGACAUCGUCACGCGGGACCGCACCCGAGACAGCGCGCGAGACAGGCGUGGCAGGGUGGAUCUCGAGGGGCGGCAUGCGGGCGGCAGCGACGAGGACGCGACGGAUGACGAUGACCCGUUUAGCAUCAACCGGCGGAGGAUGCGGCGGGCAAAGUCGAGGGCCCAGCUGCGCAAGAACGACGACAGAGAUCCCCCCAGAAAACUGUCCCCGGACACGAUACCAUCCUUUUUAUAA
This is a messenger RNA of Hirsutella rhossiliensis, 1056 nucleotides long. RefSeq lists its product as uncharacterized. Bases 1 to 1056 code for a protein of 351 amino acids. NCBI's taxonomy places the organism in Eukaryota, Fungi, Ascomycota, Sordariomycetes, Hypocreales, Ophiocordycipitaceae. The record is from RefSeq and is a predicted model, not a curated record. The transcript is spliced from 3 exons.